CCUUUAUUAAAAAAAAAAACAUUCAUGUUAUUAAAAAGUUUGAAUAGAAGCCCUCGUGGACACACACAAGCGACUAUAAAUUAACGCUAAGCAAACAGCCUUUUCAACAUAUUCAUUCUCCUUCAAACUUCCUCACUUCCUUCCUCAUCUUAAACAAAAUCUUUCUUCUUGAGAUCAAAGAGUAAACCAUGGUAGUUGUGUUACAGCCAGUGACUCUUGAAAGCAACGUUCAUCCUGUUAACCCAAAAUGCAAACCGAGUCCGGUUUUAAUCCCGGCUGUUGACUUAACCGACCCAGAUGCCAAAACCCAAAUCGUGAAGGCAUGCGAGGAGUUUGGGUUCUUCAAAGUCGUCAACCAUGGUGUCCGACCCGAUCUUUUGACCCAGUUGGAGCAAGAAGCCAACAAGUUCUUUGCUUUGUCUCAGUCUCUCAAAGACAAGGCGGGUCCUGCCGACCCGUUUGGGUACGGUAAUAAACGGAUCGGACCUAAUGGUGACGUUGGCUGGGUUGAGUAUAUUCUCCUCAAUGUUAAUCUUCUCCUUGCCUCCACCAAAACCGCCGCCGUUUUCCGGCAAACCCCUGCAAUCUUCAGAGAGGCGGUGGAAGAGUACAUGGAGGAGAUGAAGGGAAUAUCGAGCAAAGUUCUGGAGAUGGUAGCGAAAGAGCUAAUGAUAGAGCCACAGGAGAAGCUGAGCGAAUUGGUGAAGGUGAAGGAGAGCGAUUCAUGCCUGAGGAUGAACCAUUACCCGGAGAAGGAUAAGACUCCGGCGAAGGAAGAGAUUGGGUUCGGCGAGCACACGGAUCCACAGUUAUUAUCAGUGCUCAGAUCAAACGACACGGAGGGUUUACAAAUCUGUUUGAAAGAUGGGACUUGGGUCGCUGUUCCACCUGAUCACUCCUCUUUCUUCGUUAUUGUCGGAGAUACUCUUCAGGUGAUGACGAACGGAAGAUUCAAGAGUGUGAAACACAGAGUGCUCACAAAUACAAAGAGGUCAAGAUUAUCGAUGAUCUACUUCGCAGGUCCUCCAUUGACCGAGAAAAUUGCACCAUUGUCAUGCCUUGUCCCAAAUCAGGAGGAUUGUCUUUAUAAAGAGUUUACCUGGUCUCAAUACAAGUCAUCUGCUUACAAGACUAAGCUUGGUGACUAUAGGCUUGGUCUCUUUGAAAAACAGCUUCCAUUUUCUAUAUCAAAUGUUUGAGCUAUUAUUUUUUAUACCUUUUGGUUUUAAUAAGUUCUUCUAGUUCCC
Messenger RNA from Thlaspi arvense, 1247 nucleotides. The record is from the annotation of a GenBank genome assembly. NCBI's taxonomy places the organism in Eukaryota, Viridiplantae, Streptophyta, Magnoliopsida, Brassicales, Brassicaceae.